This is a messenger RNA of Apaloderma vittatum (bar-tailed trogon), 3332 nucleotides long. Its product is annotated as neurogenic locus notch homolog protein 2-like. Gene Ontology annotation, biological process: multicellular organism development; cell differentiation; Notch signaling pathway. Gene Ontology annotation, cellular component: membrane. Gene Ontology annotation, molecular function: Notch binding; calcium ion binding. Lineage: Eukaryota; Metazoa; Chordata; Aves; Trogoniformes; Trogonidae. The transcript is spliced from 16 exons. The record is from RefSeq and is a predicted model, not a curated record. The annotation marks the transcript as partial.
GCGUGAACUGCCAGGUAGUGGUUGCUCCUUGUUCCCCUGAUCCCUGUGAGAACUCGGGAAUUUGCCAAGAAUCUCCUGACCCCGAAGGCUACACCUGCCAGUGUGCCCCUGGCUGGGAAGGGGAGAGAUGUACCGUGGACAUUGAUGAAUGUCUGUCAAAGCCGUGCAAAAAUCAUGCUCUGUGCCAUAAUAUUCAAGGCAGUUACCUGUGUGAGUGUCGGCCAGGCUUCACCGGAGGAGACUGUGACAGUAAUAUUGAUGACUGCCUUUCAAAUCCCUGUCAGAACGGAGCUUCGUGUGUGGAUGGCAUAAACUCUUUCUCAUGCAUCUGCCUACCUGGAUUUCAUGGAGAUAAAUGUCAAACAGAUACCAAUGAAUGCCUGAGUGAGCCGUGCAGGAAUGGAGGCACCUGCACCCACUACGUCAACAGCUACACGUGCAAGUGUCAGCCUGGGUUUGAGGGAACCAACUGCGAGAACAACAUCGAUGAGUGCACCGAGAGCUCCUGUUUCAAUGGAGGUACUUGCGUGGAUGGGAUCAAUUCCUUUACUUGCCAGUGCCCGGUGGGGUUCACGGGACCCUUCUGCCUCACAGAAAUCAACGAGUGCGAUUCACAUCCUUGCCUGAACAAAGGCUCCUGCGUGGACAGCCUGGGCACAUACCGAUGUAUCUGUCCUUUGGGUUAUACCGGGAAGAACUGUCAGGCACUUAUGGAUCUGUGCAGCAAGUCUCCCUGUAAAAAUAAAGGCACGUGUGUCCAGAGUGGAGCCCAGACUCGAUGCGUCUGUCCGUCUGGCUGGACUGGUGCUUACUGCGAUGUGCCCAAUGUCUCGUGUCAAGUGGCGGCUUCACAAAGGGGAGUUGCUGUGGACAAGCUGUGCCAACACUCUGGUCACUGCCUUAAUGUUGGGAACACACACCACUGUCAGUGCCAGGUGGGUUACACGGGCAGUUACUGUGAGGUGCAACUGGACGAGUGCGACUCCAGCCCUUGCCAGAACGGUGCUACCUGCCGGGAUCACCUGGCUGGAUACCAGUGUGAGUGCGUGCCUGGAUACCAGGGUGUCAACUGCGAAUAUGAAGUGGAUGAGUGCCAGUUUCAGCCCUGCCAGAACGGAGGGACGUGUAUAGACCUUGUCAAUCAUUUCAAGUGCUCCUGUCCACCAGGAACUCGGGGCCGUUUCUGUGAGGAGAACGUUGAUGAUUGUGUCUCGGACUCAGGAGUACCCCGCUGCUUUAACGGAGGGCAGUGCAUUGACCAGAUCGGGGGCUACAGCUGCAUUUGUCUCCCGGGCUUUGCAGGCGAGCGAUGCGAGGGAGAUAUCAACGAAUGCCUCUCUAAUCCUUGUAACCCUCGUGGUAGUCUGGACUGUGUUCAGCUGAUAAAUGAUUAUACAUGCAUCUGUCGUAGUGCUUUUACUGGUCGUCACUGUGAGAGCGUGAUAGAUGUGUGUCCCCGGAAGCCUUGUCAGAACGGAGGGAGCUGUGCUGUUGCCAGCAAUAUGCCAGAUGGGUUCAUCUGCCAGUGUCCUCCGGGUUAUUCUGGAGCGAAAUGUGAGUUCAGCAGCCACAGUACUUGUGGGCAAGUGAAAUGCAAGAAGGGGGAGCAGUGCAUCCAGACAUCUUCUGGUCCUCGGUGCUAUUGCCCCAAGCUGUCUGCGGGAGAGGAAUGCCAGACAAACACUGGUUGUGCCAGUGCCCCCUGCCAGAAUGGUGGAAGCUGCCACCCUCACGCUCAGCCUCCUUACUAUUAUUGUCAGUGCCCUGCUCACACCCAAGGCAGCCAGUGUGAACAGCCCAUAACCUUCAGCCCGGAGCCCCGAGGAUGUUUGGAUUCCCAGUGUGGGGAAAAAGCGAGAGAUGGCUAUUGUGAUGAAGACUGUAACACUCACGCCUGCCAGUGGGAUGGAGGCGACUGCUCCCUGACAAUGGAAGAUCCUUGGGCCAACUGCUCGUCUUCGUUGCGCUGCUGGAUGCUUUUCAAUGGACAGUGUGACGAGUUCUGCAACACACCGGAGUGCCUGUUUGACAACUUCGAAUGUCAGCAGAGUAGCAAAACAUGCAAGUAUGACAAGUAUUGUGCGGAUCACUACGCAGAUGGCCGCUGUGACCAGGGCUGUAAUAGCGAGGAGUGUGGCUGGGACGGUCUGGACUGUGCUGGUGACAAAGCUGAGAAGCUGGCAGAAGGGACCCUAAUCAUUGUGGUCUUGAUGCCCCCUAACGAGCUGCUGCGUGAUGUUCGCAGCUUCUUGCGCACUUUGGGAACUCUCCUGCACACCAAUCUGAGAAUCAAGCUGGACUCCCAGGGGAACCCCAUGGUAUUCCCGUACUACGGGGAGAAAUCAGCAGCACGGAGUCGGCGAUCGCUUGUCAUUCGCAAGCACAGAGAACUAGAACAAGAGGUUAUUGGCACCAGGGUGUUCCUGGAGAUUGACAACCGUCAGUGUGCAGAGGAUUCGGAGCAAUGCUUUCAGAAUACAGAAGCUGCUGCGGCUCUCUUAGCUGCUCAGGCCAUCAAGGGCAUGUUGCCCUAUCCGUUCGUGUCCGUCCAAAGUGAACCUUUGUUACCACCAAAGACCCAGUUGCUUUACCUACUUGCUGUGGCGGCUUUGAUCAUCCUCUUAAUUCUUCUCUUGGGUGUGAUGAUGGCAAAGCGCAAGCGCAAACAUGGUUCACUGUGGCUCCCAGAGGGCUUUAUUCUGCGCAGGGAUCCCAGUAAUCAUAAGCGCAGAGAGCCAGUUGGGGAAGAUGCUGUUGGACUCAAAAAUCUCUCAGUCCAGAUACCAGAGGGUAACCUGGCAGAUUCUGGACCAACUGAACACUGGGCAGGUGAUGGUGGACCUCAGCCAAAGAGAGCGAAGGCUGAGGAUCAAGCCUUGCUCGCGGAAGGCGAUGAGCAGAUCGAUCAGCGCCAGUGGACACAGCAGCACUUGGAGGCAGCCGACGUCUGCGGGAGCACAUCACUUGCCCUUACACCACCUCAGGCAGAUCAAGAAGUGGAUGUUCUGGAUGUCAAUGUCAGAGGGCCAGAUGGAUGUACUCCACUUAUGUUGGCAUCUCUGCGUGUGGGCAGCUCCGAUAUCAGCGAGGAUGAUGAAGAUGCAGAAGAUUCUUCAGCAAAUAUAAUAACAGAUUUGAUAUAUCAAGGUGCCAACCUGCAGGCCCAAACAGACCGCACCGGGGAGAUGGCACUGCACUUAGCAGCCCGUUACUCAAGAGCAGAUGCUGCGAAACGUUUGCUGGAUGCUGGCGCCGAUGCCAAUGCACGGGACAACAUGGGACGGACUCCCCUGCACGCAGCUGUAGCUGCUGACGCCCAGGGUGUCUUCCAG